This is a messenger RNA of Linum trigynum, 2704 nucleotides long. Lineage: Eukaryota; Viridiplantae; Streptophyta; Magnoliopsida; Malpighiales; Linaceae. The record is from the annotation of a GenBank genome assembly.
GGUCCGGUCCAGACCACGCCUAUGCGGUCUGGUCUGGUCCAGAUAGACCACACUCAACGAAAAAUGAAUAAUUUGCUUAGUCAAGCACACAAAAAAUUGAACCAAUAACAAAGAAAAAUAUUGUUAUUUUCCUUAAAACAUUAAUCCUAACAUGCACAAAUAAUUUUGAUACUCUAAAUCUUAGUACAUAACAAAGAUACAAAGUAAAAGCAUCCCAACUUGCAUCAUAACGUCAUAAACAUUAACAUAAUAUCAUAUGGAGACACGAUUAUGUCUACUCUCUCGUUAAAUGUGGUUGUGAAUGAAGGAGGGACGAGAUUCACAAAACUAAGGUUGAGACUUGGGUGUCGUUUGGGAGUUGGGAGAGUAGUCGAAUGGGCUGUUAAUACGUAUUGACAAGUCAGUUAGGUCCACGGUUUGGUCCGUUAAACUGCAGUCUAGACCAGACCAGACCAGACCAAGAGAUCAAAACAUAAAAUAAUACAGCCCAUGGACCAGACCAGACCAUACUUAACGGUCUACGGUCCGGACCAAACUGUGCGGUAUGGUUUGGACCACGUUUUUUCUAACGGUCUGGUCUAUUUUCCCAGCCCUAGUUAUACUCAUUGAGAUAUCAUAAUUAUCAUUUUAUAAGUUCGGUAAUUUAACAUAAUUAUCAUUUUAUAUUCUUUUUAUACCCGCGCGUGUGGAUAGAAAACUGGCUGCGCGUGGGAUAGGUUUAUUGUAUCUUUAGUCAGGAUACCCGGUUGGUUACUCACAGUCACAGGUUCACAGCUUAAGCCAAAUCCCAAAUAGCAAGCAAGCAAUCUAUGCCCCACUAGCCAGCCACUGUAAUCUAAUCCUUCCAUUCCAUUGGCUUAGGUCCCAAUUCCCAAAGCUUCGCCUCCAGAAGUCCCGAUUCUUCCUCCUCUCUGAAAAUCGCGGCCCGCUUGAUUUUGGCGGGUAAGUUCUGUAUCCAUCAACCAGCUGAUUUUGACUUUUCUGCAGCUCUGCUUUUCUUCUCUGGCUUCUGCUAUGUGAAAGUGAAACCCCUUUCGUGUUUUUUCCACUUUCGAUCUUUGCUGAAAUAGUUUCAUCAAAUCCUGCUCUGGAUAAGCGGGAAGCUUCUUGGGUUGCCUCAAAAAUCAAAAUUGAUAAAAAGAUUGCUCUGGUUGAAAAAGUAAGAGUAUUUUUAUGAUUUAUCACUGUUUUUUGCUUAAUCUUUGAGCCUCCCAUCGCUCCAUGCUUAAUUACGGCCACCUGCUCAAGGUUUGCAAACAUUGUUAUUGGGAUGAACAACGGCGAUCUAUGGGAUUGCAGAGAUAAACUAGUACAGGGAUCCCAUACUAUCUUACCAAAUUGCUCUGUCUUUCAUAGAGUAAGCUGCAUUCCCUAAGAGAUCAUAUAGACAGGCAGAAUUUGGUGAUUUCUUAUAAAAAAUCAAAGCUAGCCCUGAUCAGAGAUGAGAUGAGACGAAGGACCACUGGAAAUCAUUGACCUUGGGAUGACAAUUCUAUUAUUUAUGUCUUCCUCUGGCUUUACCUUAUCUCCUCCACCCAAAAUUGGCAUUUUCUUUGCAAAUGUAUAGUAAGGUUGCUUAUGUAUAGUAUACUAUUUGCACCUCUUGAUCCAAUCCACAGGUUUCGGUUUCAGCAAACAUGUAUCCUGGUGGUGGGUACACAAUUGAAGUAACAAGCUUGUCUCAUAAAGCAACAGAGAAGGAUGUCCAUGAUUUCUUCACUCACUGUGGUACAGUUGAGAACAUUGAAAUCAUCAGAUCUGGCGAAUACGCUUGCACUGCCUAUGUGACAUUUAGAGAUGCCUAUGCUCUUGAAACUGCCAUCCUCCUCAGCGGAGCUAGAAUUGCAGAUCAACCUGUGUGCAUUUCACUUUGGGGCACCCAGAUAUAUGAAUCUGACAAUCCUUGGAACAGCCCUUCCUGGCAACCUGAAGGCAGAGCUUCAGCUUACCAUGAGGCAACUCAUCAUGUGAACCACCUGGCUUCCAGCCCAGGGGAAGCCGUGACAGUGGCACAAGAAGUGGUGAAAACGAUGCUGGCAAAAGGAUACGUCUUGGGGAAAGACGCGCUGGUGAAGGCCAGAGCGCUGGACGAGUCCCACAAGGUGUCAGCUGUUGCUGCAGCGAAAGUGGCCGAGCUCAGCAGCAGAAUUGGGCUGACGGAGUCGAUACAAUCAGGGAUGGAGACUGCGAGAUUUAUCGACGAGAAGUACCACGUGUCGGACAUCACCAAGACGGCGGUGCUGUACACGGGAGCGGCAGCUGUGACUGCUGCCACCAUCACGGGCCGGACCGCGGCUGCCGCAGCCCAUGCGGUGGUGAACAGCAUUUACUUCGCCCAGGGUGCGGUCUGGGUCUCGGAUGUUCUGGGCCGUGCGGCCCAUGCAGCCGCGGAGUUUGGACAUAAAGGGAGCAAAUAAGGUAAGGGAAUGGAGAAGUGAAAGGUAGCUAGCUGUAUGUGUUGGUGAAAUAUCAAAUAAGAAUUGGUCAAUUUUUUCAUUGUUUGUGGUCAUAUUACUAUUAGACCAGCCUAGCUCUAGGCCUUAAAAAUCAUCUCGUGAUUGUGACAAGAAGAACCCUCCUCUAAUCGACUGGUUUGCCAGCCGAGUUAUUCUCUUGUUUUCCUUUUAUGAUUGGAGUUCAAAACAUUUGUUUGAAGUAAUUACCUCAUUUCUCAUAAAAAAACUAGUAAAUUUAUGAGAAUGGA